Patiria miniata (bat star) is the source of this 7986-nucleotide messenger RNA. RefSeq names its product retinoic acid receptor beta-like. The record is from RefSeq and is a predicted model, not a curated record. Bases 1329 to 3014 code for a protein of 561 amino acids. The transcript has 10 exons. Gene Ontology annotation, molecular function: zinc ion binding; RNA polymerase II cis-regulatory region sequence-specific DNA binding; nuclear glucocorticoid receptor binding. Lineage: Eukaryota; Metazoa; Echinodermata; Asteroidea; Valvatida; Asterinidae. Gene Ontology annotation, biological process: regulation of transcription by RNA polymerase II; retinoic acid receptor signaling pathway; cellular response to corticotropin-releasing hormone stimulus. Gene Ontology annotation, cellular component: transcription regulator complex; nucleus.
UUGUUAUAUUUCGUUCUGCUGGUGGGUAGUCAUUUGUAACAUUGCUGACAUUCAAAAGUAUAUGAAAAAAAAUGCCUGAAUCCAUACUGGUAAUGAGCUACUUUGCUUUCUGACUAAAUGGUGAGUUUUACGUUUUGAUUACAUCUUUCUAGGUAUUUUUUCCUGUCCUUAUUGUGCGAUGUUAUAAACCUGAGGAAACUGAUAUUAAUGAUGGUGAUGACCUUACAAUCCCUUCCUGGCAAUGGUCCACCUUUCCUUUUGUGUUAGGGGCCAAUAAUAGGGCAUCAGGUUACCCAGUGGGUGGGUGUGUGUGUUUACAAGGUAGCCAUUUCCUACAGGCCUAAGGGGCCUUGGACUUAGACGCCCUUGAAAUGCCAACAUGGCCCAGCUGUGUGGGUAUUUAUACACACACGGUCAUGAUGAUGAUGAGAGAGCAGUAAAGGUCAUUCAUUGUGGCUUGAGCAGCAGUGGAGUGUAGUGUGCGCGGCACGCACACGUUGAGGGCAGUCAGUAGACUCACUGAGCAGACUCCAUUCAUCGAUCCAUCGACCCGUAGACCCUAAUGCUCUAACCCAGCAAUAGCGCCACUCACACACAUCUCCAACCAGCUCUGAGUGGUUUGUGACCCAGACCACAUGUACAGUUUGUACAUAGUCCUGUGAAUGUGUGUGUGUGUAUCGGUGCGGUUUUUCCUUUCAUCUUUUUUUAUAUAUUAUGUACACUGUAGUGUAGCCACGGAGUAACCAGUUGUGUAAUUCCAGUAAAAUGCUCUGAUUCCAUAGGAUUAUUUUUGUCCCUGAUUGUGCCGUGUGAUGCCAUGUGAAGCUGUUCCUGUUUGAACCAACCCUGCUGCUAUCCGCACAUGUGUGCCUGUAAUACUAGGCUGUAUGUGCUUGGUGUGUACCGCACUUCUCUUCCAGUAGGCCUUUACUGUUUGACCCUAUGACUCCUGCACUUAACAAAGCUCUCUCCUGCUAGUUGGUAGACACUACAGCCAAGUCCCGAGUUACAUUGACUGCACAGGAUCCAUACAGUUCUCAUCGCCAAGAUCUCAGGACAAGAUUUGCUCGCCAGAACCUGAAUAUCUUUCGGAUUGCUCCUUUGAAAUAACUUACCUAUCGCCUAUUUGGGCGUGCAUAUUCAUCAUUGUGAUCCAUACAUUUCUGGAGUCCUCUUCUCUGGUGACGAUCUCCUCUCGUGACGGGUCUCUCCUCUCGUGACGGGUCUCUCCUCUCGUGACGGUCGCUUCUAUCCGUGCCUGGUGUUAUUCGGGGAGUUUGCCUUCCAACUUUUUCUUGUCUUGUUUAUUUUGGUGACACAAGGAACAAAUGCCACUAAAGAUGCCUGAAGCCCCUAACCUACAUGUACCGCCUUCUCCCAAGCUGGGUCACGCCCACAAGCGGGUAGUGAAGACAGAACCCUCUGAUUCGGCCCCACCCAGCCCCAGCAGCUGGGUCCAACUCAAGUUCAAAGUGGAGAAGUUUGCCCAACAGAAGCUGGGUAGCGGCGGGGGCUACCCGGCCCAGCAGGAACUGGUAGCCUCUUCCCUGGUACAUCACAUACCCCAUCACCAGCACGAGGCCAUGAGGGGCAUCCAGGAGCCAAUAAGGGUCCCGCAGCAGCAGCAACAGCAGCAGCAGCAGCAGCAGCAGCAGCAGCAGCAGCAGCAACAACAACAACAGCAACAACAGCAGACGACACUACCAACGACAUCUGCUGCUGUGUCGUGUGGCAUCGAUAUGAACAUGAACAUGAACCCUAAUUACUCAGGCUAUAUGCAGUAUACAAUGCCCUCCGAGAUGCCCGUUCCCGUGGCGAUACACCAAUCCCCCAUGUCUGGUCUUCCCACUAGCUCCUGUGAGUCGCCGUCACCCCCGCCCAGGGUCUACAAACCUUGCUUCGUCUGUGAGGAUAAAUCCUCGGGAUACCACUAUGGCGUCAGUGCCUGCGAAGGUUGCAAAGGUUUCUUUAGACGUAGUGUACAAAAAAGCAUGCAAUACACAUGCCACCGAGACAAAAAGUGUGUCAUCAACAAAGUCACCAGAAAUCGCUGUCAGUACUGUCGGCUUCAGAAGUGCUUUGACGUGGGGAUGUCAAAAGACUGUGUAAGAAACGAUAGGAACAAGAAGAAGAAAGUAAAGCAAGAGGUAACGGAGAGUCAGACCAUACCGCCCGAGAUUGAAGACAUCGUAGACAAAGUGCUUCAAGCUCAUGUAGAGACCUUCCCUGCGGACCCUAUCGGUCCCGCCUUCAGUGUGGACAUGGAGGAUGAUUCCGAUAAUCUUCACACGAUAGUGGCGGAUAGUUUCAAGAGCGAGACGGCGGGAUGUGCUAAUAACAGAGAUAACGCCAGCCUGGUCAAGCCAACAGUGCCUGAAGAAUCGCCGAUGCAACUAGACGUGAAGGACACCAAUCUGACAUUGUUUAACUAUGUGACAGACAUGUCCUCUAAAGCCAUCAUCAUGGUUGUAGACUUUGCUAAGAAGCUGCCCGGGUUCCUGGGACUAACCACUCAAGACCAGAUCACGUUGCUCAAGGCAGCAUGCCUAGAAAUCAUGAUUCUCAGGAUUAGCUCCCGUUUCAACAUGGAAGACGGCAGCGUGACGUUCACUAGCGGCCUUAAGCUGAGUCAGAGUCAGCUGAAGAGCGGUGGGUUCGGUGGGUUGCUGGAAACCAUCCUUCAGUUUGCGACGGCCAUCUCCAAGCUCAAGAUUGAUGAGACUGAGGUGUCAUUGCUAUCUGCCAUAUGUCUCAUCAGUGGAGAUCGCUCCGGCUUGGAGAAUCCUGUUCAAAUAGAGAAACUCCAGGAACCCCUCCUGGAGGGUCUGCGACUAUACGUCAAGAAACGCCGCCCUCUAGAGCCACAUAUCUUUGCAAAAAUAUUGAUGAAGAUCACCGACUUACGAAGUAUCAGCGUGAAGAGUGCUGAAAGAGUACUCAACCUCAAGUUAGAAUUACCCAACAAAUUCCCUGCCCUCAUCAAUGAAAUGAUUGACAGAGCCGACAACCAAUGAGAAGACAGUAAUGGCUGACAGUGUGUAGGAUAAGCCAAUCAGAUCCACUGCAUUUGCAUAUAUGAGAUUAAUUUUAAUGGAAGUUUCAAUGCAAGUUUCCAUGGGUAAAAUCCUGUUCACUGUUGGAAGCACCCAGUUUUUUUCUCAACUAGUCUACGUCUUCAGUAUUUAAGUACCCUCCAUGUUGUACACAGUAGUUUUAUUUUAUGGGAAUGCACAACAAAGGCGUUUCUGCAGAUUGAUGAGAAAGAAUUCCUGUUGGUUGAGUUAAUUUGGAUUGUCCAAUCAGAGAGCGUGUUAUAAACGGAGCAGCCAAUGGGCAGGCUUGUUUGUGAAUUGUGAGUGUGCUCUGCAGAGUUGAUACAAAUUUCUUUUUUGUUAUUCCUUGUUUUGUUUUUGAAUGAAAUAUCUUGGCGUGUCAUUGGGUCACGAAGCAGAAAAAAAAAAAUUGUGGUUCAAAUGCAAAAAGCACAAAGGUAGUUGCCAAGAAACUGUUGAGAACUGAAAUUCGUUUUGAAAUGCAAAUGAAAGUCUGUUUUAAAAACAGGCGGACAUCUGCAUUAAAAUAUUUUUGGGAUGAUUAGGUUGGAAACAUGACUAAAAGUCACAGAUUUUUAAGAGCAUCAAAUUGGUUAUAUUUUGUGAUUUAUUAUUGAUUUAUUUUUUUUCCCUCUGAAAUGAGUUAAAACACACCCAAGUUGAGUGGGGUAGAUGGACACAGAUUUGAAGUUUGCGUCCUGUUGCAGUGGGCACUCUGAUCUGAUUGACAAGGUCAAGAUGAGGGAGCAAUAAGUAGCACAAAAAACGUUUUUUUUUUCUUUAGCCUAACUUCUUAAAUCUGUAUUUCUACCAGUGACAUUCUUUAAUGAUGUGAGUUUUCAUAUCCUUGUAUAUACCGUUUCAUAUAUAGUGUGUUACAUAGAAUGCUGACACGCUGAUUGUGUCUGCGUACUUGAGCAGUCAAGUACAUGUAUACAUACAACCAGGUGUUUUGAAGACAUGAUGAGGUUUGAUAUAUUCAUGGUUAUUAACACAUGUCUGUAAUUCUUCCCAAACCAAAGUAGCUUAUAGAAUUUGGAAGAAAUUUAAAAAAGGUUUUAAAGGAUUCCUUUAAUUGUGGCUUUGGUUAUUUGAAUGGAUGCUGAAUGUAAUUGAUAGGUUGAUGCAUGAGGUACGCACAAACCAAAUAAUAUGUGUAAAUUGGACUGCACACUGGCAUGCUUGUUAACCCUACAGCCACUGAAAUGCCUGAACUCUAUCAAUAACUUAAGUAUUUUGUGGGAAGCCAUUGACACACCAAACGUGGGCCAACACAUUUCCUUUAUUUGUUUCUACAAUAUCAAAACAAACCUUGUUCAAAGUUUUUGAAGACAAUUUUGCAAGUUUUAGUGCUAGUGUUUGACACACAGCUGUACAGUGACUGAACGGUGAACUGUGUGCCAGGUGUGCAGCGGCCCCCAAAAAGUUGAUCCUUGUGACACAGCGUUGUUUUGUUGUGGACCACAUACUAAUCGUACAUGGGUACUAUUUUCCAGUGUGUAGGCCCCUCAAGUACGUUAGUUAUACCACUGGGGGUAUAUGCACAGGGGUAUACGCACAGAGUAUAUGAACAGCUAGAAUUCUAAAAGAUGUACCCGCUAACUUCACGUAGGUGUGUUUCUUAAGUAUUUGGGAGUUUGCAGGUAUAUGGAAUUGGUUGCUCCACAUAGUUGACAAUGGGCUCUGUGAAUUACUGGUGGAAAUGGGAAACAUUAUUGUUAAUAGAGGACAAGUAUAUGUCAUUUCCAUCGUGUGUAGAUGUUUACAUGUGACCCUCUCAUGUGGCAAAGCUCCGAGUUGCUGCAAAUUCAGUUUAAAUUGAUUGUACAUACUCUGUGCGCACGUGAACCACAGCACGCUCAGGAUAUGUCCUCAUGGCCAUCUUGAGCUGAUCACCCAGCUUCAUCUACAAGAAGACGUUACUCAAGUACAAAGUGGAUUUUGGAGAGAAUUGAAGUACUUGAGCACCUGAAUUGACUUCAGGGUUGAUGAUCUUUGCUGCAUCAAGAGCUCUUCCACUAGUUCACUUUUCUAUCAAAUAAACAUCACAAUCCAACCUCAAGUGCCACUUUAAACAAAAUGCCCGUACUUUUUCAUCUUCAGAUGUAUAUUGAGUCUGUUUAAUGCUUUGAAAUUUGUGGAUUUUGAAGGAAACCAAACGGAAACAUUUUGUAACCAUCGUUUAGACCAAACUGGGCACAAUAGCACUUCUAUCAUGGAGGCCCCCUUCAAUGGCGAAAGCAUUGUGCUAGCUAUUGUUCAGAUGAUCAGUCACAGGGCAGGAGCUUCUACAAUAGCAUACACAAUGGUUUCUCCAUUGAAGGGGGCCCCGGAGUGUACAGUGAUCAUGUGCCUGGAUUCGUCGUAAAGAAUAUUUGGAAAUCAUCCGAUACUUUUACUGUCUGACCUUUAGACUUUGACCUGGGUCAAAUAUUUGGUAUUCAGUCUUUUUACUGAAUGCUCAGGACACCUGGCAAACUUGUUGACCAUAAAUGAAGUCAUUGUGUCUUAGUAUUACUAAGACUUGUGUUAACAUACUUAGAUUGUUAUGUUCUGUUUUUGGUUUGUUGAAAGUUUUAUGUGGUGGAGCCUUUCUUUUGAAGUGAUGUAAUAUGACCACAAAUGAAGUUUAUAUCGAUGUCGUCGGCCAGUAAAUGCCAGUGAAAUGACUGAAGUUUAUGUAAGCGUCUCUUGAAUAAUACAACAACUCAUCAAUUUCCCUUGAUUCCAAUCAUUACAUGUAUAAAGAGUUUAUCAGCCCCUGGAUUGAAAAUCCUCCAUUUUAGUUUUAUCUGUGUGUCUUGUUUGUCUAUAUAUAUUUUAUUCUCCCAUUUUGAUCUCUUCCUUUUGUGUGGUUUGAAAACACUGAUCAAAUUGAAAAUGUGUCGGCAAGCUGCGUGAUCAAACUUUUUAGUUUUCAUCAAUGUAGAUUAUUGAAAGCUUGUUCUUUUACCUGAAAUUAUAUUGUAGAAAUGCCUGUGAAUGAUAGUACGAUGAUACGGUGUAUCCUUAAAAGCUGGGCUUUUGUUUUAGAACUGGAAACAUGUCCACAAGAAGUAUUUAAGAUAUUUAUGACAACUUCACUGAUUUCUUAUUGAAAGCUAUAUCAGAAAAAAUACCACGCUAGCCAUAGUGUCACAUCAAAUGUAUUAGCAGAGUAUAACUGGAUUUUAGAUUUGCAAACCUAUUUUAUGUAAAGAGAUAAAAAUCAUGCUAUAUUUCCGAAUCUUAACACUGUUCAUUUUUGUAAUUUUUUUUUUUUUUUUUAUAGAUCUUUUGUUCUUUUACUUUGAAUCUCAUUUGAAAAAUGAGUGCUGUAUGAGAUAUAGAAAGUUCAUCCAAUGAAAAAAAAGUGUAUAACCACUAUGAAUCAUGUGCCAUAAUCCUAUGUAGUUGACAUAUUUCCUCCUUUUUCUGAUAGAACAUCAGCCUUUGUUGUGUUUUCAUUUUUUUUGUUGCUGGCUUAAAGCUUUAAAAAAAUGAUUUAGUAUUACUCGUAGAAAGCGAAUUUUGGAGUUUGAUUUUUGAGUAAAAGAAAAGUAAUCUAUAGAAGAUAGUGAAAAGAAAUUCUAUACUUAAGUUUUUCUCGUAAAGUCAGAAAUGUAUAUCAAGUGUCUCACCAUUUGUUUUUUCUUUUCAACUACAUGCAUCACAGAAAAUAUUCCAGAAACCAAAAAAAGUUUUUAAAAAAAUAUGUAAAACUAUUUCCGGGUAAUCAUACUGACCCAUGAGUCUUACUGAAGCAUUUUUACAUCUUUAGAUUUUGCAUACUUUUUAGAUUUUCAGUUUCAGUUUGCAUCAUGAACUAUUAAAAUGGAAAAAAAAAAUCCAGAAUGUUCACUUUUGUUGAAGAUCUUGCAUUUCCUGUGCUGAAAUAAUGUUUCUCGUGUUUCUCUAAUUCCUUCCCUUUUCAAUUUGAAAUACCCAUUGUUAAUUUCACUGAAAAUGUUGCGUUUUAUUUUCCACUUAUAUCAACUCUACAUACAUGUAGAUUGUAGCAUUUUAAAAGUGAAAUUGGAAAGAUUGCGUAAGGUAAAUUGUUCUAAACAGACGGAAAACAAUGACUUGAGAUAGUUAUGGUUCUAAAUUUCCAUAUUUGAAUUGAGUAAAGCUCGUUAUAAAUGUGGCAAGAUGUACUCUUAUAGGUAACAAAGUAGUCGUCACAGGCAUUGUCGUCUAUUAAGGGUUUGAACAUGAAUCAUGUUGAAGUAUCCAAAAAAGAAGCAAAGUAACCCCAAAACAAAAAUGUUUUUAGAAAGCCUUUACGAGAAAGCAGUUUCAUUGUUAAAAUCCUUGAAUUCAAAUUAUGUAUCAGGACCUUUCAAAUUAGGCACAAGCCCAAACUUGUUCUUUUAUGUAUCAUAUUUAACACAGUUGUUUCUUCGAAUGAAUUAAAAAAAAAUUUCAGCUGGUGCACUGAAAAAGGGACGUUUUCAAGAUAAUAAUUUUUCCUUGUAAUGAUUCCUUUAAGCAUAUGAAGUGUCUGUGUAUUUAUGUUAAUAUGUAAUUGAUUUAACAUUACCACUAUAUCACCCCUUAAUAAUCAAGUCCGUAGUUGAAUACUUGUUCCUAUUGCACCAUACUGCAUGUAAAUUUAUACAUGGCAAAUGUAUCUUUAUACCAAAAAAGUCACCUCCGUAAAUAUUCGAUUCUGUCCCUUAUUUUUUAAAAGUGAUAUACAUGUAGUUUUGUGUUUUGUGAUAACAACUUUGGAGAUCAUGUAAUUUAAAAAUCUUGUCAAUAAAUAUUGUACCUCAUAAUGAAGGUACUUUUUCUUAAAAAUGUAAAAAAAAUCACGCCAGAAAUAUUUUUAAGUCGAUUUGUGUGACAAAUGAAUGCCAUAGGCUUGUCUGUUUAGCAUCAGUUACCUGCAUGUACAAAGGCAAAAGAUAAACAAAAACAAAAACAAAUAAAUAAAUGAUAUGUUUCUGAU